Molecule: messenger RNA, 709 nt
Organism: Paramecium pentaurelia
Lineage: Eukaryota; Ciliophora; Oligohymenophorea; Peniculida; Parameciidae
Source: the annotation of a GenBank genome assembly
AUGAAUUACAAAAAUAAAAUGUUUAAAGUGCAUCAAUACCCAUUAAUACAAAUUACAAUCGAUUUAGGAUAAAAUAAAUCAGAUUAAUUAAUUCUAUAUAGACAUACAGAUCCUUAUUAAGAAGCAUCUGCUUUUGUUUAAAGAAAUAAUCUAUAGCCUAAAAUGAUAUAAACAAUCUCUAAUAGCAUAAUUAAAUAAAUGAAAGCAUAUGAUGAAAUGAUGAUAAUCACGUAUGUAACUUAUUCAAUUAUUUAAGGACACACAAUAAGAAACUAAUUAUUUAAGGAAUUUAAAAUAAAAUCAUCUAGAAUUAUAACAAAAAUUAAAAUCUCCAAGUCCUAAUAAAUUGAAAUCAAGUACAUAAAACUUAAAGAUGUCAAAAUCAACUUCUAAACCUUAAGUUCAUGAUGAUCUACCAACUGAUAAAGUUGUAAUAAAGAAACUUUUUAAACUUUUAGAUGGAGAUUAAGAUGGAUUGAUAUCAAUCUAAAGAAUCAAUUUCUACAAUAUUCCUAUUUAAAUAUAAAAUAAAGUAUAUUUAUAAUUAGAUAUAUAUAAGGUUUAAAAUAAAAUUGAGAAUUCAUCAAUACCAUUAGAAUUUGAAGAUUUUUACUUAAAAUUGAAAGAAGAUCCUUAAGAUGAAUAUUAUUAAACUUUGAAAUUAGUUAGUUAGAUAUUUAGCAUACCUAGAAUUAAAGUGUUAAUAUGA